AGGAAAUGCAUUUUUUCAUUAACUAUUAACAGUCAGGAUAUGGUGUGUGAACAUGUUGCCGGUCGUGAAGAGGGAACCGAUCGAUGAAGAACCCGCUGUAGAGGAGUACAACGCACGAAGUAGCUCUGAUGUCACCGCAGGGGGUGCCGGUAAUAUGGCGACUGCAAUGGAGCGGCACAUUCAGCAGACUAAUGAAAGGUUACAUUGUAUUAAGGAGGCAUUGACUACUCCCAGUGCCUUCCAGGGUGCAGCAAGGGAAUUGUUAGAAUGGUGUGGCGAUCCUAGAGCAUUCCAGAAAGUAUUUGAACAGAAUCUCAUUGGGUGCUUAACUGUGAUCAGUCAAGUUUCACAAAAGCAAGGCUUUGAUCUUGAUCUUGGCUACAGGCUACUUGCUGUGUGUGCUGCUCAAAGAGAAAAAUUUACUCCAAAAUCAGCAGACUAGAUUAAGAACAGAAUGGCUGUUGGGAUAACAGAAAAGACAACUACAUUGGUAUCGCAAGUUGUGAUGAUGUAUCUCCGAUUUUGAUGAAAGAUGCAAUGAAUGUGCAUAAUUAUAAAUUUCACUGGAAAAACUCAAAAUGUAUUUGAUGUCUAGUAAUCCUCAAAUGAAAUUUAUAAUCAAAUGAUUUAAAGACAAUUUUGAUUUUCAUAUGUUUGUUCUCAGUUUGUUACAGAGAAAAUCUGAAUUAUUAUACUAUUUAUGCAAAUAUCAUGGUAAAUUGA
Stegodyphus dumicola is the source of this 723-nucleotide messenger RNA. Its product is annotated as zinc finger MIZ domain-containing protein 1-like. Gene Ontology annotation, biological process: regulation of transcription by RNA polymerase II; protein sumoylation. Gene Ontology annotation, molecular function: SUMO ligase activity; zinc ion binding. Gene Ontology annotation, cellular component: chromatin. NCBI's taxonomy places the organism in Eukaryota, Metazoa, Arthropoda, Arachnida, Araneae, Eresidae. The record is from RefSeq and is a predicted model, not a curated record.